AUGGUAGCCAAAACGGGUUGGAAGAUAGGAGACAUGCGCAGUGGUGUAACUACAAAUAGAAUUAUAAAUUUUAUAAACUGUAUUGUUUGUGUAUAAACGCUGAGAUCUAUUAGCAAAUCUUACAUUUAAUAAGAAGGACGAACUGUUUAAUCGGUUGCUUUGCUCCGAGUGUCUUUCAUGACCGAUGAUUUAGCUCGGAGUCACUUUUAAAAGGUUCUACGGUUAUUUUCGGAUUUAUUUUGCAAGCUGAAUUAUGGAAGUUCUGCAGAAAUCCGAGGGAGAAAAUCUGAAGUAUAAACCUGGAGGUCGUUUGGACAUGAGUCACGGUUUUCUGCACCAUAUCCGGAGAAAUCAGAUCGCCAGGGACGACUAUGACCGGGAGACUAAACAGGCCAAGCAGCAGCAGAAGCGCAGACAUACAGCAGUGCCACAACGUCCACGCCGUCCAGACCGGGAGGUUUAUAACCCGCGCCAUCGAGGUGGCUCGGAGGCUGGCACCGGUGUGGAGCCCGAGGAGUGGAACGAGAGCAGCUCGGGCACAGAGCAGGAGAACGCGGGCACCGAACUCUUCUGGCUCGACUACCAGGCCGACAGCGGCCACGUCACAUCGUUCAUCGUUUACAAGACGGAUGAUCCGGAGAGCGUGGCAGACCGGGUGGAGCAAAGCAACGUUCUGGAUUCAGCCAUGAGAGCCGCCCUGCUGGCACGAAUCGGGAAAGAAAUGGACAAACGACGAGACAAACGCUGAACCGGACGUCGGAAACGAAGCCACGAUGGACCGAAGACUCGUGGACUGUGAAUCAGACGCUCCAGCGACAGAGAGGAGAUCUAACGGUGCGGUGCGUUAGUGCUCUGGACUCGAGAAGUUCAUCCGAACGUUAAAAGUCGUUAAUAUAUAACGAGGGACGACGGAUGAAACUCCGCGGCGGAUUGUUGUACAUAAUAAAUUAUAUUUAUUUAGUGACGUUUUGGUGUUUUCUGGCUGUAGUGCACAAUAAAAUAUAAAUAUUCUCAGCA
This is a messenger RNA of Trichomycterus rosablanca, 1017 nucleotides long. RefSeq names its product chromosome 21 C2orf68 homolog (gene c21h2orf68). Lineage: Eukaryota; Metazoa; Chordata; Actinopteri; Siluriformes; Trichomycteridae. Bases 254 to 748 code for a protein of 164 amino acids. The record is from RefSeq and is a predicted model, not a curated record. The transcript has 4 exons.